AUGUUCAUUGAUGAAGAAUAUUAUUCCAAUGAAUCAGAGCUUGAUGAAGAUCUAUGGUGGCAAGACAACGCCCAUUCUCAUGGCUCACCUGAUAACACUUUGUAUUGGGAAUCUCAGGUCUCACUCCUUCAGGAAACAUUGGAGCGUUACCAUGUAGGAGGGUCAAAAUUGAGAGGAGAGGUUGGAAGAAUCAUAGAAGAGGUGAAGGGUUCGGAUUUCUGCAGCUGUUUGAAGGGAAAGCCUUUGGAUUGCAGCAGCUGUUUGAGAAGAGAAGUUGUGACGGAGCUCCGAGACAGAGGAUUCAGUACAAAGCUAUGCAUUUCAAAAUGGGGAACGACGAAAAAGUUUCCAGGAGGUUGUCACGAAUACAUUGAAGUGAUUGCAAAGACAUCAACAAGGAAGAAGCAGAUUCAUAUUCUGAUAGAAUUGGAAUUGAGAGAGCAGUUUCAGAUUGCAAAAGCAGGUGAAAAUUACCAGUAUCUCGUUUCGUGUUUGCCUGAGUUUUAUAUUGGAAAAGCAGACAACUUAAGUGCGAUUGUUCGAGUAAUGUGCAAUGCUGCAAAGAAAUCAAUGAAGGAGAAGAAAAUGCAUGUGGGUCCUUGGAGGAAGACUAGUUUCAUGCAAAUGAAGUGGUCUGGCUUCAAUCAAACAUAUCAUAAUAAUAAUAAUAAUAAUAAUAAAUCAUUUCAAACACAUUCAACUCGAUCUUACAUCACCAUUGCAGGAGCUCCUACACCUGUGGCAGUCACCUGAGUUGAAUUUCACUAUAAAUAUUCAAUUCCAUUUUAGUAGUACUAGGACUUCCUGCCCUACUGGAGGAGCUAUGUAUCAUUAGAUCAUUUCCAUUCAGUGUCCUUUACUUUUAGGUCCAAGAUUAUCAUGUAACGUAAUCGCCUAGCCAUAGAAUAUUAUUAUUAUAUCAUAUAUUCUCACUCUCCUCCUGUUCAUUCAUCAAUACAGUUGAGGAGAAGUGUUUAUUCCGCAAAGCAUUGGACUA
Molecule: messenger RNA, 997 nt
Organism: Vigna radiata var. radiata (mung bean)
Lineage: Eukaryota; Viridiplantae; Streptophyta; Magnoliopsida; Fabales; Fabaceae
Exons: 2
Coding region: 1-753 (250 amino acids)
Source: RefSeq, a predicted model, not a curated record